Molecule: messenger RNA, 2310 nt
Organism: Plasmodium falciparum 3D7
Lineage: Eukaryota; Apicomplexa; Aconoidasida; Haemosporida; Plasmodiidae
Gene: SUB3
Product: subtilisin-like protease 3
Source: RefSeq, a predicted model, not a curated record
AUGAUAAAUAGACAGUAUUUUAUUUGGUAUAUUUUUAUUUUUAAUAUAAUAAACAAAAUAUAUUUUGAAAAUAUAAGAUAUGUAAAAAACUAUGAGGUGGUGAUAAGGAAGAAAAAAAAUAUAGAAAGGGGGAUAGGAAAUGAUUUUGCAUUUAUAAGGAGAUAUUAUAAAAGCAGACUUUUGAGUGAUGUGUCUUAUAAAAAUAAUAGUAUUAAAGGAAAAAAUAGAGUGGAUAAAGAGGGGGAUAUAAAAAAAUAUGAUAAUAAUGAUGAUAACAAAAUGGAUAAUUCGUAUGAUUAUAAAAAUAAGAGUAUAAAGGAAAAUGAAACCAAAAUAAGAAAGGAGCAAGUUAUUUCAUUAGAUAAAAGGUACAAUAGGAAUAUAAAUGAAAAAGAAGAAAUAAAAAAAAAAAUAAAAGAUAUACAAAGAAAAAGGUUGAUUAUCUAUUUUAAACAAGAUAAUACUAUAUUAAGCUCAAGAAAUUAUAAACACAUUUUUAUGAAAGUACUUUCUAGUUGUGGACAUAUUGAAAAAUUAACUUUUAUUAAUUUUUAUUUAUAUGAAUUUCCUAAAUCUAUAAAUAACGAAGAUAUGCUUUUGAAAAUUUGUCUUCGCUUAUUAGAAAGUAGAAGAAUUAAUGUUGAGAAUGAUAACCAAAUAAGUCAUACGGUACAAAUGAAAAGUUAUAAUAAUAAUAAUAAUAAAUGGGACAAUAUCAAUAGUAAGAAUAAUUGUAUCUAUCAAAUUAAAGACAAGAUAAAGGAUCUGCCGAAUGUAUCUCCUUCCGCAUCUACAUUUACUUCCAUAUCUACAUCUCCAUAUACAUUGAAACUAAGAGAUAGAAACAAAUAUGCGAAUGAUAAAAAUCAUAUAUUUAAAAUUAAUCAUAGUAAUAAACAUAAAAAUAAUAAUAAUAAUAAUAAUAAUAAUGAUUAUCAUAAUAAUAAUAAAAGUAAUUAUCAUAGUCAUAGUUCGGCCAAAUGCCAAACGCAAAGAUUAAAUAAGAAAAUGAUCGGAACCAAUAUCUUAGAUGGUUAUGAUAUUAUACAGAUGGAAGAGGGCUUGAAUUUAUCACAUAACUAUGAGCUUAAUGAUGUUAAUGUUUGUAUUAUCGAUACAGGAAUUGAUGAGAAUCAUAUAGAUUUGAAAGAUAAUAUUAUAGAAAAGAAGACGUUUAUGAAACACAGCUACAAAAAAUAUAAUAUUGAUGGUAUUAAUAAUAUUGAAAGUGAUAAUAUUGAUGGUAUUAAUAAUAUUGAAAGUGAUAAUAUUGAUGGUAUUAAUAAUAUUGAAAGUGAUAAUAUUGAUGGUAUUAAUAAUAUUGAAAGUGAUAAUAUUGAUGGUAUUAAUAAUAUUGAAAGUGAUAAUAUUGAUGGUAUUAAUAAUAUCAAAAGUAGUGAUAAUAUCAAAAGUAGUGAUAAUAUCAAAAGUAGUGAUAAUAUUAAUAGUAGUGAUAAUAUUAAAAGUAGUGAUAAUAAUAAUGUGCAUACUAUGUUACGUAACAAAUUAUAUUUAAAAAAAAAAAAAGAAUGUAGUAAUUAUAAUACUUCUAAUGAUGGACAUGGGCAUGGGACAUUUAUUGCUGGUAUAAUAGCAGGGAACUCUCCGAAAGGAAAAAAAGGAAUUAAAGGUAUUAGUAAGAAAGCAAAAUUAAUUAUAUGUAAAGCUUUAAAUAAUAAUAAUGCUGGUUAUAUUAGCGAUAUAUUAGAAUGUUUUAAUUUCUGUGCUAAAAAAAAAGCAAGAAUAAUAAAUGCUAGUUUUGCUAGUACUACACAUUACCCAUCUUUAUUUCAGGCUUUAAAAGAAUUACAAGAUAAAGAUAUUCUUGUUAUUUCGUCAUCUGGGAACUGUUCAUCCAAUUCAAAAUGUAAACAAGCUUUUCAAGAAUGUAAUUUAAAUAUACAAAAAUUAUAUCCAGCUGCUUAUUCAGCAGAUCUAAAUAAUAUUAUCUCGGUAUCUAAUAUCAUACAACAAUCAAAUGGAAAUAUUGUAUUAUCACCAGAUUCUUGUUAUAGCCCUAAUUAUGUACAUCUUGCUGCACCGGGAGGAAAUAUUAUUUCAACUUUUCCCAAUAAUAAAUAUGCUAUAAGUAGUGGUACCUCUUUCUCAGCAUCCGUUAUUACAGGACUAGCUUCCUUAGUCUUAUCCAUAAAUUCUAAUUUAACCAGUCAACAAGUUAUAGAAUUAUUUAAAAAGUCUAUAGUACAAACAAAAUCGCUAGAAAAUAAAGUCAAAUGGGGGGGGUUCAUAAAUGUGUACGAUUUGGUAAGAUUCACGAUAGAUAGUUUACCCAAGGACAAAGAUGAAUAA